This is a messenger RNA of Phycodurus eques (leafy seadragon), 1721 nucleotides long. RefSeq names its product family with sequence similarity 117 member Aa (gene fam117aa). The transcript has 8 exons. The coding region runs from base 1 to 1227 and encodes 408 amino acids. Lineage: Eukaryota; Metazoa; Chordata; Actinopteri; Syngnathiformes; Syngnathidae. The record is from RefSeq and is a predicted model, not a curated record.
AUGGCGGGCCGAAGUGGAGCAGCUCCUCGCGGCUGCAACAAUCCCAACGUGCCGCUGCUGCCCCUCCGUGCUACGGUGCCCUACCAGCUGCUGCUCAAGACGGCCCCCCCCCCCCACCCCCCAAAAAAAGCAGAACGGACCCUGGCCCGCCCGCCCAAGCCCACCAUGCGGCGGACCCUCUCCUUGGAUGCCAUCCUCGCACCAUACCUGCAGGGACAGUGGCCCAAAGAGCCCACUGAGGGCCUGGCGGGGACCUGUGUCAGUGACAAGGCCACACAGACGCCAUCUUGUUGGGCGGAGGAGACGCAGGCCAGAAGAAGUUUCGGCGGUCACAAGCGUUCUGCAUCAUGGGGCAGCGCUGAGCACCUGAAGGAGGUGGCCAAGCUGAGGCAGCAGCUGCAGAAGCGAUCUCGCCACGCCGCUCCCACCACGGCAGGGUACGAACUGUCACAUCAUCCGCUGACGGCGGGCCACGCGGCGGGCAUCACCCAGACACCACCUCUGGUGCCGCUGAGCAGACUGGCUUCACGGCUUCGGCGGAGCGUCGAGGGCCUCAACUUAGAGCUGGAGGAGGUGUUUGUGUCGGAGAAGCGUGACGACCAGCAUGAGCUUUUGGACAUCCCGGACGGACACAGGGCUCCCGCUCCGGUCCAGAGGUGCAGCAGCGGCUCCCAGAGCGAGUCGUCGCCGGGGCCCUUGGAUCUUUCCUUGCUGUCUCCUUCUCAGUCGCCGUGUCCAUUGGAUCCUUCCCUGCUAUCUCCGUCCACCUCACCAUGUCCUUUGAACCCUUCGCUCUUCUCCCCUCCCCAAUCACCAGAGUCUGCUACUCGUGAGGCCCUUGGUCGGUCUCCUUCCACGCUUUUCUCUUCAUGUGGAGCGGAUCCUCCAGGGCUGCCACCGUACUCAUCCUCCCCCUCGCCGCUGCUGCCGCCAUGUCCCGGCCAAACCUUCUCCUUCCAGCGGCAGCCGCCAGAAGGCUGCGAGCCGCUUCCAAUGUGCCAGGACACAAUGUCCGCCUGCCUGGACGAGGCCCCCCGCCUCCAGCCGUCCUGCCCCGACCUCAACAAGGUGAACUUCACCCCGCACGGAGGCUCUGCUUUCUGCCCCGUCAGCCUCCUCAAGCCCCUCCUGCCCUCCAUGGACCUGCUCUUCCGCGGCCUGUCCGUCUCCCCUGUCACCGGAUGCCCGGGCCAGGCGUCUCCCACCAGGCAGCUGGGCAUGCAGUGAGGAUGAAGACCACCUUGGUGGACUAAACCACUCUGAGUCUACUUAGGGGUUUGCUGCCUCGUCACUGUAGCCUUGACCACGGACUUGUGAAUGACUACCCAAAUGUUUUGUGGCUUUGUUACUGUAUUGUGAUCCGACCCAUUGAUUUUUGAAUGGCUACUUUUCUACAAAUUUCUUACUAAGGAGAUUUAAAGUAUAUAGUUUUUGUAGCUUUCUUAAAAGUCCUGUGUUUCUAUUUGCAUCAAGCAGGAGAAAUCAACUCAUUUUUAUGUUUAUACUGUGACCACCAUUAUAAACAGGAAGGAUUUUAUUAGCUUUAAUGGCCUAUAGGGGGCUUCUUUCUCAUCAAAACAUUAGAAAAGCAACACAUAAAUUGAAUUUAUGUACAGUUUGGUUUUCAUUCAAACUACGAACUAUGCCCGUGCUUCUGUUGAUUGUAUACUGUACAUCUAUAAAGUGACAAGAAAGCUUUCCAUUUUAUUCUCAGUGAUGUG